Molecule: messenger RNA, 769 nt
Organism: Paramecium octaurelia
Lineage: Eukaryota; Ciliophora; Oligohymenophorea; Peniculida; Parameciidae
Source: the annotation of a GenBank genome assembly
AUGAAUGAUGAUAUGACAGAAAAUGAUGUCGAUUGCCAAACUUUUGAUCUAUAUCAAAUCAAAAAUAGUGAUAGUUAAUCUAUGGGACUUAAAAAGGUUGAAACUUAAAUCGAAAAUUAAAAUAGUGAUCCGCUUUUAUAUUAACGAACUUUAUUUAUCAAUGAGGAACUAUUAGAAGUUGAGAAAGAAAAAAUAGAUAAAAAUAUUUAUGAAAUCGGCAUAAUUUUUGAAGAAAUAAUUUAUUUGAUCAUAAUCUAAUGUAUAGAAUGUAAGUUUGAUAUUUUCAUUUACCCAAAAUAUUAACUUGAUCAUAUAAACCAAUAUCUGGUUCUAAAAUAUAUUUUUAAAAUUCACACGACACCAGAAUAAAUACGAAAUUAGAUUAAUAAAGCAAAAAAUUAUAUCCAAAAAGAUAAUGAACACUUAUAAAAAAUGGCUCGCGUAUGGUUUGAUUUAAAUAAAUUUAAAUAAAAUGGAGAGGAUUUAUUAAAUUAUUUUGAUGCAUUCGAGAUAAUGAAUACAAUGUUCAAAUAACAAUCUCAAAUAUUUGCUGAUUUCUUAAUGUUUUUAGCUGUAACUUAUUAUAAUUUUAUUAUAAUAGGAGAGAUACUAUCAGUCAGAGGUAAUAAUAACAUCUGAGCUCUACAAUUAAAUUCUACAAACGUUCUUUCCUUUGAGAAAUAAUGAUCAAAUUGAACACCCAUUUAUUUAAGAAUUCUUCAAUGCCAAAUAGAAUAUAUACGAUUGAAAAUAUAAUGUAAUUCAAAAU